ACAUCAGGCAAUUUGCCCAGUUUUCAUGUACAUGAUUUUAUUUUUCUCUUGUAGGCAAAACAUUGUUGUUUAUUUGUCCAAAGCAUUAUUCCUUUCAUGUAGCUAUUUACAUGAAUUUAUGGUAUAUUUCAGGUGAAUGUACCAUCAUAUACAACCAGUAGCCUUAUAUGUCAACAGAUUGUGUCUCAUGCGGUCAAUGCUGAAAUGGUUGCCAUGGCGAUUGCGGCGCCGUGUUCGUGGUUACGUGGAAUGGUGGAGCAUUCUCCACAUGACGCUCUGCUACAAUUAUUUCACAACAUUUUUGAUUGCAUUUGAAACACUGAUGGAACCAAUGUUUUGGUUUGUGGACAAAUUUGCAAAAUAUUUAGGACCAAUUUUCGUUACUUUGGUAACAUUAAUGACAACAUCAGUGGUGACUAUAUUCUAUGUUUGUCUACUACCACAUGUGUAUGAGCUGUAUCAUAUUGGCUGGACCAUUUUCCAUUUGAUAUUUGGACAUUUACUUUUAGCAAAUAUCAUUUUCCAUUACGUGAUGGCAGUGUUUACACAACCCGGGACACCUCCAGCUCAGAAUGUUCCGGAAGUUGUGUCAAUCUGUAAGAAGUGUAUUUCUCCUAAACCACCAAGAACCCACCAUUGUACAAUAUGUGGUAAAUGUGUACUUAAGAUGGACCAUCAUUGUCCUUGGUUAAAUAACUGUGUAGGCCACCACAACCACCGCUAUUUCUUUCUUUUCUGUGUGUACAUGUGGCUAGGUACUAUAUAUGUAAGCUGGACGGGACAUGAAUUGUUCAGGCAACAUUUCUAUGGUGAUAAGCCGACACCAUUCCCACCAUUAUUAUACCCACUGAAUGCCAUCCAUGAUGCCUUUUACAAUCCAAAAAAAAGUACAGAGCCAAAGACAAUGUUGCUCAAUGAUAAUCCACCUGAUAGGGAGAAUUUUAAGGAGUACUAUUAUCAUAUUGCAGUAUUAUAUCAGUUUAUUUUGUGUUCCGGUGUAACUCUGGCUCUCGGCCUUCUAAUGUUGUGGCAUGCUAAGCUGAUCUCCGCUGGGGAGACUAGUAUUGAGGUUCAUAUAAACAAUAGUCAAAGGAGGAAAUAUAAGAAAAAGAAUUUAUCCAUACCAACAGUUAUUGGAUUCCAACCCAUAGCUGUACAAGGAGAUAUGGGUUGGAAUCCAAUAACUGUUGACCAGUGGAAAGCUAUAUGUAAUCACUGGUACCGAUGUUGUAAUUAUGAUAUUCGUAGAACCAAUAAGAGAAUAUUUGAUUGGGCUUUGUCUAAAAGUAGUAAUAGGUGUAAAAAUUGGCCAUUCUUGGUAAAGAAUAAGUCAUUUUGUAGAAAUGUUUUACUACCAUCCACACAUUUACCAGAAGGAGAUGGUCUCUCAUGGGCUAGAGCUUCUUAUAAAUAUAGUAACACCAAAGGCCUUGAACUUUUGUGACAAAGAGAAAAAUAGUCUGACAUAAAUAACAAAUACUUGCCAGGCUGGAUUCUUAAUAAGUUCAUCAAUGAUACGGGUCUUCGAUUAACAGAUUAUAUGUAAGGCAAGGUUGAUAUGAACUGUUAAACUGUGAUAUGCUGAGAAAGAUUCCACGAAGAGGAAGGAAGUGUAAGAAGAGGUUGUGGAAAACAGAAUUUAUUACCGACUGAAUUUUAUUUAUGAUAUCAAGUGAAACAUGAAUGUUGCAAGUGUAAUUUUAAAGAAAUUCAUGAAACAACAUGAGAUUAUGAACAUUACUUUUAUUACAAAAAAAACUUAACAGACUUUGCCACAGCAACAAGUCAAAGUGAAGAAGAUGGCAGGCAGAAUGUGUAAGAUUAUUGCAUGUAGAUAUUUUCAUUAUUGCGUUAGUA
Molecule: messenger RNA, 1857 nt
Organism: Ruditapes philippinarum (Manila clam)
Lineage: Eukaryota; Metazoa; Mollusca; Bivalvia; Venerida; Veneridae
Product: palmitoyltransferase ZDHHC16-like
Exons: 8
Coding region: 137-1444 (435 amino acids)
Biological process (GO): protein palmitoylation
Cellular component (GO): Golgi apparatus
Molecular function (GO): palmitoyltransferase activity
Source: RefSeq, a predicted model, not a curated record